AUGACCACCCCCGGAGGUCCUCCGAGCGGCUCCUCUGCUCUUUUCAACCCGCACGUGCACGCCAUCCGCUACACGGGCGUGCGCAGCCGCGGCAGCAACCGUUGGAUCGCGGAGAUCAAGGACAACCAGCGCGGCGUGCGCAAGUGGCUGGGAACCUUCUCCUGCCCCGUGCAGGCCGCGCACGCCUUCGACGCCGCCGCCAGGGCCGUGCGCGGACCCAACGCGCGGACGAACUUCCGCGUGGGAGAAACCGCGGGCGUGCCUGGGACCGGGGGAAGCAGGUCGAGGCGGUGGAAGAAAGUCGCUGCUGACAGUAAGGCCGCUGCUCUGGCUGCUGCGGCUGCUCUGGAUGCAGAGGCUCAGAAGGGGGGGUCGGAGGGUGGUGGGGUGGGCGUGGGAGAGGAGAGUGCUGCGGUGUUUGCUGCUGCAAGUCCUGGCGUCGCUGCUGGUGCCUGGUCUCUGGGUGCUGCAGGGGGGAAUACGUCCUCAGGAAUGGCAUCCCAAGGCAACGCUGCCAAUGCGUCCCAUCAUGGCAUUGCCAUUGCCGCAUCACAAGACCAUGCGUCAGAGUCCCCACGGGAGUUGCCCCGAGAGCGAUGGGCGUUUGACUUGGAGGCCGUCCCACCCCGUGAUGAGGGCGAAGAGGACGCAGCAGUAGCGGCGGCGGUGGGGGAAGGAGAAAGAGAUUGCAGUAUGGACAAAGGGCUUGGCACUUGUACUACUGCGCAGCAAACCCAAGUUCCACGCGCACGGGCUGUCAAGCACAGCGCCAUCACAGCUCCCUUCCAUCUACAUCAUGGCGCAUCACCUCACACCCAAGCAUCACCUCUCUCCCACCCGUCACCGCUACCCCACCCAUCACCUCUCUCCCACCCGUCACCGCUACCCCACCCAUCACCUCUCUCCCACCCGUCACCGCUACCCCACCCAUCACCUUUCUCCCACCCGUCACAUCACUCCCAUCCAUCACCGCUACCCCACUCAUCGUCUCACCAGCAACGUCUCAGCUUUGACAUGUCCUUUAAGCAAGCCCGCAUGGAGCCCUCCACGCCUGGGCCUCAUCCUGCUGCCCCUGCUGCUUCUCCUGUUGCUCCUGUUGCUCUUCCUCUUACUGCUCCUGCACCUGCUGCACCUGCUGCUGCUGUUUCUGCCGCUCCUCCUCCUCCUGCUGCUGCUGCUGCUGCUGCGACGAUAACGUGUAGUCAAGCCCGCAGCACGGACGCGUCCAGGCAUACUGGCGCGGCCACGGGUGCUGCUGCUGCUGCUGCUGCUGCUGCUGCGACGCUCCGGGGCGUUCUGUCCCACCAGCGCGAGGGUGGGGCCGGCGUCCCUCACUACUCCCCUCACAUCUUCCCUCACCAAUCGCACCAACGCCCGGCCAUCCUGCAUGCACACCAGCAGGGUGCUGCCGCCAGCAACAUCUCUCACGCCCUCCCCUCCCCACACAGCCUUAGUCUCAGCCUCCCCCCACCGCACGGCAGCACUUCCACGUGGCAGCAGACGCUUGCACGCUCGGAGCAGCAGCAGCAGGAGGAGGAGGAGGAGGAGCCCCAUUCGAGCCAGCCCCAGGGCACAGGAGGCGGGGAUUCAGCAGGCGGUGUGGCAGGCAGAGCGAGAGGCACGGCGCGGAUAAGGCUGGCUUCAACAAGGGCAGCAACCUCCAAGGGCAGCAGUGGCGGUAUGGUGCAACAAGGGGGCAGCACGGCCAACACUGGCAUGGCGCGGCCAUCCAGCAAGGGCAGUGCUGGUGCCGCAGCUUCGGCAACCCCCAAGGGCAGCAGUGCUGGUGCCGUGGCGCAGGGGGCUGCACCUGCAUCCGCUGCUGGGCACACCCUGGCAGAGACUCCUCCUGGCUGUCCUCCUCCUCCGCCUCCUCUUUCCCUGUCCUUGCCCCGUCCUCCUCCCUUUCCCCCGCCUCUUUCCUUGCCUCCUCCUCUUUUCUUGCCUUCUCCUGCUCCCUUCCCGCCCCCUUCCCUCUUGCCACCUCCUCCCACCACAUCUUCUGUCCAGUGUGCGUCCCUGUGGGCUCCCUCACUGCCUGCCACUCGCGCCUCUCUCGAAUGCCCUUCCACCUGUGCCCCGAUUGCCACACCUCACUACGAAGCAGCCUCACCAGCAGCACCAGCAGCACCAGUAGCAUCAGCUCCGGAGGCUAAGCUCUCUGCAGCAGCCGCAGCAGCAGCGGCCGCUGCAGGGCUGCGCUCGCAUGAGCUCUUGCAGCUGUCUUCAAUGGGGGGAGCCGAUCGCCCUUCUGCAGAGAAGAACACGGGAUGGCUGCACGCCUUGGCCUCCAGUAGUCGGAUGGGAGGGGGUCGGGAGGCCGGCACGGCAGGGAUGGAGGGAAACGGGGAGCGGGCGGCUGAUAGGUCUGGGGGGUGUGAUUCUUCUCCUGGGCGUGGCUUGGUGAGAAGGGAGUGUGGGGUGGAAGGAGGAGUGGCAGGUGUGAUUUCUGGAGCGAUUGGACUUGCUGGAGGGGUGGCUAGUCGGGGAGGGGGCAUGGGGGCAGAGGCGGUGGCUGCUGCUGCGCUGUCUGCUAUUCUGCAGCAGGCCAUGCAGGGGGGGAGAGGCGAAGGUGCUGCUGCUGUUGAGGCCUCUCUGCAGUGGCAAACGCACAUGCAAGUCCAGCAGCAGGAGCAGCAGCAGCAGUAG
Messenger RNA from Closterium sp. Naga37s-1, 2649 nucleotides. The record is from the annotation of a GenBank genome assembly. NCBI's taxonomy places the organism in Eukaryota, Viridiplantae, Streptophyta, Zygnematophyceae, Desmidiales, Closteriaceae.